Messenger RNA from Rhipicephalus microplus (southern cattle tick), 5433 nucleotides. RefSeq names its product WD repeat and coiled-coil-containing protein. The record is from RefSeq and is a predicted model, not a curated record. Lineage: Eukaryota; Metazoa; Arthropoda; Arachnida; Ixodida; Ixodidae. Gene Ontology annotation, molecular function: kinase binding.
UAAGCGGCUCCGAGCAUCCCAGUGGGACUGCGGACUGCGGUCCUUUCGGAUUUUGGAGUUUUUUUUUUAAUCGCUUCGAUCGUAGUAACGAUGUGUGGACGAGGAAUGUGACCUCAGGCACGAAAAGGAAGGAUGGAGUUGUCGCGCUGUAGGAUCAGGCGCACCGGAUGCAAUGCCCUGAGAAGCUGUUUCUACUGCACCGUGGGCCUCAUCUGGGCGGACGGUGACUGCGUUUUCAUCACACCGUUGCAGCCGCCCAAGAAUUCUUCGACCAGCCAUCACCAAGUCCACUUCUGCCGACAUCAGGUGCUCGGCUUGUUCAGGACAGUGCACGGCCUGUGCUAUAGCAGCCCCAAGAAAUGGCCCCCGCUGAUCAGUGUGGUGGCCGAGCGGGUGGACGACGGCUCCCUGGAGCUCUCUAUCUGGCGCAUGAACACAGCCGUCCAGUGCGUCUCUUUUUCCAAGUGGGCCAUCCUGGCUUUGCCCCAACAGCCCGUGCUGCAAGGCUGUCUCUGGCAUCCUGAGCGUGAUGUCUUCUGCCUGGUGUUCAAGGACUCAGCGCGUAUCUACGUGGUCAACGAAGACAGCUCAGAGCUUCAGGAGGUCAAAACCAUCACUCCUUUUGCUGGAUCUCGGUUUGUGUGUGGCACCUGGAGCAAAAAUGGCAAGAGGCUCAUCUUGGCGACGGAAUCGACUCUCAUGUUUUACAGCAUACCAUGUUCCGAUAUUGAGCAGACAGAAAUGGAGGUCAUUCUCGGACUGGAAAGGGUGUGCUGUAUCGAGGGCCUGGACGGGGACCGGUUUGUGUGCACGGUGGAGCUUCCCCUGGACAGCAUGGUGGUGAGGAGCCGCUCGGAGCGCUACCUCAUGGACCAGACUCGGGGGCCCCUGGAGACCCUUCUCAACAUCCAUGCGGCCACCGAGGGUCCACUGGAAGGCAGCUCACAGUUGUUCCUACUACAGUGGAACCCGGACACGGACAAGCCAGAAGUCCGCAGCUGGGACGAGCUGUAUGGCAUCCUCUCACCUGACCUCCUAGCUGUCGAGCCUUCAUCAAGCCUCAUCGUGGUUGGGAGCAACAGCUGCCACACCCUGUACGUUUAUGGCAUUGUCGACGAGCAACUUGAGAAGCUCCAUGACAUUAACCUGCCCAAGGAGGAGAGGCCCAAGGGGGUGACAAUCCACAACCAGGAGGCGUUGCUGAUGAUGGCCAAGUUGCCUGAGGAAGAGCGCCAGGUGCUGUCACUGCCACGCUCAGAGUUUGUCGAGUACGAGGUGGUGCUCCAGAGCAUCCCGCUGUCGGCCCAGCCUCAAGGAGCUUGCACCCUGCAGAGCUUGCUGGGUCAAGCGGCGGCCAAGUCGUCUGCCUCGCUAGACAGUGCAGUCUCCGAUCCCAUCGCCAGGUAUGGCAACCUGUACAGCAAGACCCCGCAGGGUCCAGCAUCAACGGCUAGCUCGAGCCACCUACUAGCAGGCGUAGGCGAACUGAACCGGUGUGAUCCUGCUGCCACCAUGACCUGGCCCCGGGGCCUGCUGGGUGACCUCAAAAGCCACCUACAGGCAUCCGCCGCGCCUCCGCCACGGCCAUCCUCGUCGGCGACUAGCGAGAGCCACCUCGCCCAUCGAGCAAGACGUUCGGAUCCGACUCCGUUGGUUGAGGACCUGACCAGCCUUCUUCACUUUCACGAGGCCGGUCGAAGUGCAGAGCCCCCACCGGCCAACGACCUGCUUGAUCUGUCAAGCCUCCUGUCGGGCGGUGGGCUGUCCUCUUCAGAGUUGCUCGUGGGCCGGAACUUCGAGGAGCUCGACGGGGACGUCUGUGGCCGCCUAGGUGGGGGCUUUCACGAGGAGUUCUUCAAGAAGUCCACUGGCGAUGGCGUACGUCAAGACGCCGGCGGCACACCUCGCACUCCCAUGGCGGCACCGGGAGGUGGUCCACACACACUGCCACGUGCUGCGGAGCACACAGCACCUGCUGCAUCCGCGACCAGCACGCUCGGCUCAAUGGCUUCACGUCUGGCGGGCCUCGAGGGCUGCCUGGCCGCACUGGGCCGAAGCCAGAGUCGAGAACUGCAGGAGAUUAAGGCCGAACUGUCAGCCAUUCGUCGCCUUCUCAUCUCAGUCCUGUUUCACGUGCUGCCAGAGGAAGCGAGGAGUGACGCCGUUGCCAAGUACACGUGAGGCGAGACUACUCGCCCGACAUUAGCCAAAUGGAGAGCUCCAACCGCGAAACACGCGAAGGUUUAUCUCUGUCCAUGUUUUGCUAAGCAAGAGGGUUAGUGACGUGCUGUUGUAGGUCUUUCUCAAUAUAAACAACGGCGACAGCCAAAGCUUAUUUGGUGAGAACACUGUUUCGUCCACAUUUUGUGGCUGGCUUCAAACUGCAAACGAUGUGCUGUACCCUACCCAAGUGACUGGCAUCUGCUUUGUUCCACUGUGUACAGCUCAGAAGGGCGACAUCGCCAACAUGGUGAUGUGCUUUCGUUUCUUUGCCUGCCUGUGCUACAAAUGUUCCUUUUUCAAGUAGUAUUGAGAAUCUUGCUUCAUGCGGUUUGUGCAGAUGGUGUUGUGCAUUCCAUUGCUAAUGGAACUGCAGUGUGUGACAUCAAUUUAUACAAGCCUACGCAAUACCAUUAUGACAGGCAUAUUUCUUCUUUUCAUGACCAAAACCAGCACUCUAUAGAUGUGGUGAAGCAAAAAAAAAAAAAAAGACAUUUGCGACACAGACCACAGAUGCAUUUUUGAAUGGCCCAUACUUGCAGUGCGUCACUCUUGCUCAUUACUUUCACUUGGGUGUGGUGACAUAAAACAGUGGCCACCCUUCUUCUGUUUAUCUUUCAUUUUUUUGUGUGUGUUGCUACGUAGGUAACAUAUGUCAUUCUUCUUUGCACAAGGCAUUUCCAAACAGAUGGAAAGACCCGCUGUCAUGGCUUUUGCCAAAGCCACAGCAGUUCAACGAACCAUAUUAAAAGGAGGUGCCAGGGUUUCUUCUGUGCAUAUUGUGCUACGUUGACGUAAGUAUGCACUGAUAUACAAAAGAGCAUAUACAAACAGUGCUGCUUACACAGAACUGCAGGUGCGAGCCAAGAAUUGACUCAAUUGCAUUAGAAAAUGUUUUUUCUGGGAAGCACAGUCACUUCUCUGCUCUCAAGAGACGUGCCUGUGUGCGUGUGUGUGCAUGUGUGCUUUUGCGGACAAACGAAAUGUCUCUGCCAUUGUGGCAUGAAGGCCGCACAUCUCGCAGACCGACUGACUUGACCCAGGGGGCUGGCCUUCUCUUCAGAAAAUGGGUCGCAGUGGAUCGACUUCAAAGCACAGAAACUGGGCGGAAAUCUGUCUGCUGGAACAAAAGCAUUUGCUCUUCAUUGCCACAGGAUGGCUUUCAGUAUAUACCUGUUUGGCACAUGUUUUCUGUACAUAUACUAUACAUAGAAGUGAGGAGAAUAGGGCUGCAGAACACUGCUCAGCCAUAGUUGACAGGGACCUGCUUGCUCAGCAGGUUCCUGCAACACUGACAAAUGCGGCAGUUGCUAAUGGUCACACACAAGAAUGGGGUGGGUGAACAAAUAAAGGACUCUUUUAUAGGAUUUGUAAGCACAUUCCCGUAUGCAUCCUGAAGAGGAAAGGCCUCUCGUUGCACUGCUCUAUGCCAGCUAUGUGCGUCGUGUGACGUAGAAACCUUGCUAUUCAUCAUUGUUCUUGUCAACACGGAUUUCAUGCAGCUGAUGCUUGAUCUUAGAGUAGUUGGGAAUGUCUCAUUUUACAUGCUCCCUUCUUAUUUGGUUAGUGCACAAGCAUUCAGGCAUCCACCCUGCAAGAGAGAAAAUGAAGCUAAUGUAAAUUUCUCUGGUUGUUUUACCUAGACGGCCCUUUUCAGAGCCAGUCUUGUGACAUAAAUACCAACCAAUUUAAUUGCCCAGGAAUUUGUUGCACGUACUAAGGGGUUUGGAACUCCUGGAUGACUUCGCAACGUGAGAAGGACUAAGUAAAUCAGUGCGAAGCCCACUCUCUUGGUGAGAACAACAAUCGGUCAGUGAAGGCACACCAGCUGAUUUCACUUUCAUCGCUGCCAACUUGGCACAAGUUGAUGUUCACUUUUGGAUUUGUGGAAAACGGAGCAGGAACCUUUGCAAAGACCCUCAAGCUUUGGCUACAAAUAUAAUUCAGCUAGGCUUUCUCUGCUGUGCUUCCUCGAGGUCACCUUGUUUUAUUUCAAUGCUCCUCUUUGCUUAUCUAGCUCGGGACAAGUCUGAGGCUUCUUUGUGCAAGGCUGUGUUAGUAAUGUAUUCGGGCUUUGUUGUAGUGAAGUUGCUGGGUCAUUCUCGAUUGCGCCAUUUGGCCACCUCAGUAUGGCUCUCCUAAAUUUUAUCUAAAGAGCAAGCACAUGAGCUCGCCUCACUUUCUUGUGCACUCCCUGUUCAUCUCCAAUUUGCAGAAGCUCAAAGGUGCUGCAAUCUCUCAGGCUGCGCAUGUUUGGUCCGGCCACUGUUUACACAAGGCCAGGUGCUUUAACACCCAUGUUGCGUGGACACUGCCUGUAUUCUCGUUUGAAUGUGACCAGGUCUUUGCUGCCCUCUUUGUGGUGUUCAGAAACAUUGGACAAAAAUCCAAGAGCUUUUGUGUCACUCAACAUACACGCUGUGGCCAUCAUUGCUUUGGUCUAAGCAAGUUGGUGUCACACUAGUGAGGUUCAACAGCACGACGGGCACAGAACACGUGUCUAAUGCUGAACUACCAACUGAUAGAAUUCGAUAGAAGUGCUUAUUACAGCAUCAAGUGUCACUACUGACAACCUGCCAUGUGCACAAAGUAGCCAAUAUCAACCGCAAUCAUAACUGCUAUCUUUAAAAAUGGAGGGUGACAUCAUAAAAACAAACAAGCCUAUGAAAUAUUUUAAAAUACACCACUGUGUAAAACACUAUAGCACAUAUUCAUCAUCUUCUCAUCAAAACAGUGCUGCAUGUGCUCCUCCCAAAUCAGCUCACAAAAGCCAGAUGUUGAGGCGACUACAAAUGUGACAGGUUAAAGGCAACACUGCCUAAUUAAAAGCCUAAAAAACUUCCAUGUGGCCUACAAAUGUGGCCUUCCGAGAAUGUCAUCUAGACUACAAAUGUGGCCUUCCGAGAAUGUCAUCUCGUCUUUUCAGAGAAACACCCGCCACGGUGGUCUAGUGGCUAAGGCACUCGUCUGAUGACCCGCAGGUAGCGGGAUCGAAUCUCGGCUGCAGUUUCAAUGGAGGCAAAAAUGCUUCAAGCCCGUGUGCUUAGAUUUAGGUAAACGUUAAAGAACUGCAGGUGGUCGGAAUUUCCUAAGCCCUUUUAUAUGGCAUCUCUAAUAAUCAUAUGGUGUCUUGGGAUGUUAAAUCUGAUUAAUUAUUUUUUGUGAGAAAUACGGAUGGUUCACUUACACAACUGUCUCCUGCUUUGUUGAUCA